This is a messenger RNA of Manihot esculenta (cassava), 1904 nucleotides long. RefSeq names its product vegetative cell wall protein gp1. The record is from RefSeq and is a predicted model, not a curated record. Bases 106 to 1602 code for a protein of 498 amino acids. The transcript has a single exon. NCBI's taxonomy places the organism in Eukaryota, Viridiplantae, Streptophyta, Magnoliopsida, Malpighiales, Euphorbiaceae.
UGGCUAUAAAUAACAACACAUAUCACCCUUCUCUAUUCGUACUCAUUCUUAUGUUUGUUGUUUAGUCAAAUUUAAAUCAGAAGCCUCUUUACAGAAUUACAUAAAAUGGCAAAUCAACCUGCCCCACCUCGCCAAUGGUUCCGUUUGCCUUCAAUUGCACGUCCAGCCCCUGAACCAGCUCCAACCCCAGCACCUGAGCCAGCUCCUCCCCAGCCUCGUCCACCUCUUGCUCGACCUUCAUUUAGGCCAGCUGCUCCGUCUAUCCCUCCGCCAACUCAAUCUCAAGGACCCACUCCUGCCCCACCGACUACUACUAGUGUUGCAGGUGGAGGUGUGGCAUCGGUACCAACAUCGCCAGUUCCGAGGGCGCCUGGCUCUUCUGCUUCAUUGCCUGCUUCUCCGGCUCAAACCACCACUGUGGUUGCCCCAGUCACGACCUCAGCUUCAGUGCCAUCAUCUCCAAGACCCAGAGUUUCAGCUCCUACCUCCACACUUCCACCUUCUCCCUCUCCAAAACCAGCCCAGAUGGACUCUUUGGUUUCAACUGCUUCAGCCCCAAAACCAGCUCCACCUUCUUCUGUCCCAACAUCUCCACUUAAGCCAAUGCCAACCACAAUUUCUGCGCCAACUUCUCCUGUCCCUAGACCAGCACCAAUCACCUCGUCAGUACCAACUUCUCCUGUUUCCAAACCAGCACCAGUCACCUCCUCUGUGCCAACUUCUCCUGUUGCCAAGCCAGCAGUAAUCACCUCCUCAGUGCAAACUUCUCCCGUCUCCAAACCAGCACCUAUCACCUCCUCGGUGCCAACUUUUCCAGCCCUUAAAACCAUGACCACCGCUACGGCUCGUGUGCCUAGCCCAGAACCAUCUCCAAGGACCAUCAAGCCUGCGGUCCAAAGCCCAGCUCAAUCACCUAAGACAAAGCCUACUGCUCCACCACCUUCUCCUCUUAUCCUACCUCCAGCCAGGAUAAGAGCUGAUGCAGAAACUAACGCUAAGAUCCCAUUAGAGGCAGAACAAAAAACAGUGCUGGUUCAAAAGAUCAUUGAUAAGCCUCAGCCCUGGGUCAAUGGCAGGGAGUCGGAGAGAAAUCUUGUAGAUGCUCUGAAGACCAGCAUUGCUCAAAAUGGGAAGCAAGAACCCAAGAAAGACGGAGAGACAAAAGAAAAAGGCCAAGGAAAGAAGAUUUCUUCCGAUUCUGAAGACGGGGGCAUGAGGGUAAUCACAAUUGCUGGAGAAAACAAAGGCGCCUUCAUGGAAGUAAUCCGGUCUCCAAAUAAGAAACAUGUGUUCGAGGGGAAUCCUCAAUAUCUCAACAAGAGCGGCAAUCAUAAAUCCUAUGGCAAUGUGUGGGGAAGCCACAGCAGCAGCAGCAGCAGCAGCGGAGAAGAAGGAAACCCAAAGAAGGACAAGAGCCAAAAAGAACGGUCAAAGUUGUCUCCUCCAAUGAGUACAUUUAUGAACAGUAACGUGCAAGGUGUUAACAACUCGAUUGUGUACAAUUCAUCCUGCACUCACCAUGAUCCUGGAGUUCACCUUGCUAUGUCCAGAAAGCCAUCCGGCGGCGGAUUGCACAUUAAGGAACGCGGCAAUGAGCACUAAUUAAGGUUUCAGACAACGCGAAAUAAAGGAAUCGGUUUUAGCAGCAGAAGCAGAAACAGAAGUGGCUUAAACUUACCUUGAUGUGUGAAUUUAGGCUACAGUAUGACGUAAUGGGAAUAAAUAUAAAGUUAUUGAGUGAUGAUAAGGAAAUUUAAGGGCAUGGAUUCUGAUUCUUCAUUUUUGUGUUCCACUUUUGGUGGAGUGCAAUUGAAGAUUGUUCAUUGUCCAUUGUCCGGACUGAGGCAUGUAUGGUUUAAGAUUUAAGAUUUAUAAUGCAUAAAUUGGAAUAUCUUGGAUUGGAA